Messenger RNA from Fusarium coffeatum, 1215 nucleotides. RefSeq lists its product as uncharacterized. Bases 1 to 1215 code for a protein of 404 amino acids. Lineage: Eukaryota; Fungi; Ascomycota; Sordariomycetes; Hypocreales; Nectriaceae. The transcript has a single exon. Gene Ontology annotation, molecular function: RNA endonuclease activity. Gene Ontology annotation, cellular component: nucleolus. Gene Ontology annotation, biological process: endonucleolytic cleavage of tricistronic rRNA transcript (SSU-rRNA, 5.8S rRNA, LSU-rRNA); ribosome biogenesis. The record is from RefSeq and is a predicted model, not a curated record.
AUGUCGAAUUCUACGCCGGAAUUCCUUCGAUUUACAGGACACCGGUCCUUUACGCAGCGUUUGACUCUGUCUACGCUCACCGGUCGACCGAUUCACAUCUCCAAGAUCCGAAGCUCGUCGCCUACGAAUCCUGGUCUCUCUCCCCAUGAGAUUUCCUUCUUGCGCCUCCUCGAGGCUGUCACCAAUGGCAGCUCGAUGCAGAUCUCCUACACUGGUACUACCAUAACAUUUCACCCAGGUCUGAUCACCGGAACCAUCGCCGGCUUUGGAGCUUCUGAUGGCGAUGUUAUUGAGCACAACAUCUCUAUGAACAACACCCGCGGUAUUACCUACUUCCUUAUGCCUUUGUGUCUACUGGCACCAUUCUCCAAAGCGCACAUGAACGUUCGGUUCACCGGCCCUGGAGUCAUCACAUCAUCCACCGAGACUGGCGACAUCUCGGUCGAUUCCUUCCGAACAGCUAUUCUUCCUCUUUUCGCCCUCUAUGGAAUUCCUCCCGCCCGUAUCGAACUCAGAGUACUUCAACGAUCUUGUGCUGGACCUGGUGGAAAGGGCGGCGGUGGUUGCGUCGAGCUUCGAUUCGCUAGUCAAGUGCGACUACCAAAGACCCUGCAUCUUAACCGAAGCCCUGGUCGCAUAAAGCGCAUUCGUGGUGUCGCAUACUGCACUGGAGUAUCUGCUUCUAACAACGCCCGUAUGAUCCACUCAGCGCGUGAGGUCCUCAACCCCCUGGUACCUGAUAUCCAUAUCGCUGCACAGUACGACCAGGCACCCCUUGUGCCCUCAGGCGACAAGGCAGGAAGCAAGAGACGUCUAGGAAUUGGUUUUGGUCUGAGCUUGGUCGCUGAGUCAAGCGCCGUUGGUGUCCUAUACUCGGCAGAUGUCGUUGUUCCGUCUUCUGGUGGUGUUGUCCCUGAGGACAUUGGAAAGCAAUGCGCAUACCAACUUCUAGAGAAUAUCUCUCAAGGCGGAUGCGCUACACAGGUUUCGGCAAAGACGAUGCUUAUUCUUAUGGCCAUGGGAUCAGAGGAUGUUGGCCGUCUCAGAAUCGGGCGAGAUGUGCUUGGAAAUGAAGAGAUGGUUAUUCUUGCAAGAGACUUGAAGACGUUUGGCGCAAGCAGCUGGGGACUGAGAGAUGUUGGAGACGACACGAAUGAUAUCAUUGUUUCUGUUAAGGGUACUGGCGUUGGCAAUGUCGGAAGAAAGAUAGCGUAA